AUGUUGCUGCCUUUCCUCCUCUAUGGGGCUGCACGUUUUCUCGCUGCCACAAAGGGAGAGGUGGUCCAGGAUUUUAAGAACUGCCUCGAGUUCUUCUUGGACAAGAUGCCCCCUGGAGAAUCUCUGACGCCGCCCAGAGAAGCCAAGAUCUGCCAGUUCUAUAGGAACGCCUAUCGCUUUGCCACGAUGUACGACCGGGAGAAACGGAUUCCCAUCUACUCCGCUUACAAAUGCAAACCUGGGAAGGGACACAGAUAUCAAGGAUGGAUGAUAGAGCCACAGGUAAGGGGACUUCUCACCUGCCCAAUCCAAAAGGAACUUCCACUUUGCCACCUGUUUUUCUGCACCAUAUUUGGUGAGACUCAGCUGACAAUUGAGUGUCGUCGUCCCACCCCUGUGGAAUGCCACCAAACAGAGCAGGUUCAAGGAACCGGUGUCACCAAUGGCUGAACUACAACUCCCAUCAUUCUUGCUCGCUAGGGCCGGUGGGAGUUGUAGUUUAGCAACACCAGGUAGCCCCUCCCAGGUUCACUGCUCCUGCAAGAUUCAGCAGCCGUCUUCUAUAGAUUAACCUUUAAACAUCUGCUUAAAUAUGUUUCUUUGCCGCCAGGCUUAAGUGGACAACGAAGAUAAACAUUUUCUGCGGUAAUUAGCUGGGAAUCUGUUCCAGUUCUUUACCUGAUUUUAUUAUAAGUGUUAUAAACUUGUUUGAUACACUUUAUGAAAUUGUGGUAUACAACCGUUUUUAUAAACAAAUACAUUUGUGCUUAUUAGGUUGUGCCCAACUAGCUUUUACUCAAAGAGUAGACCCAUUAAAAUGAACGAACCUUCCUUAAUCAUUGUGAGAAGCAGAGUUACAGGGAACCAGGCAGAAGGCCUUCUCGGUAGUGGCGCCUUCCCUGUGGAACGCCCUCCCGUCAGAUGUCAAGGAAAUAAACAACUGUCUGACUUUUAGAAGACAACUGAAGGCAGCCCUGUAUCAGGAAGUCUGAUAUUUUACUAUGUUUUAUAUAUGCUGUAAGCUGCCCAGAGUGGCAGGGGCAACCCAGUCAGAUGGCUGGGGCAUAAAUAAUAAAAUUAUUAUUAUUAUGCAUGGUCAUUGAUUUCAAUAGGUCUACUCAAAAUUAACUUUUACUCAAAGUUAAUGUGCAACCUAUCAUCACUGCUUUCUGCACAAUUCUCAGAGUGGCUUAGCAACCAAUCCCUCUUCCCAGUGGGCUCUGGGAAUUGUAGCUUCGGGAGGGGGGUAUAGGGGGGUCUCCUAACGACUCUCAGCGCCUUUAACAAGCUAAAGUUCUCAGAAAUCUUUGCAGGAAAUCAAGACUGUCCAAGUGACACGAUAGUGCUGUAUGACGUGGAUGUAGCCUCAGUCUCAAAGGUUUGGUUAAUAAUAAUAAUAAUAAUAAUAAUAAUAAUAAUUUAUUUAUACCCCGCCCAUCUGGCUGAGUUUCCCCAGCCACUUUGGGCAGCUCCCAAUCAAGUAUUAAAAACAAUACAGCAUUAAAUGUUAAAAACUUCCCUGAACAGGGCUGCCUUCAGAUGUCUUUUAAAGAUAGGAUAGCUACUUAUUUCCUUCACAUCUGAAGGGAGGGUGUUCCACAGGGCGGGCGCCACUACCGAGAAGGCCCUCUGUCUGGUUCCACUGCAUGUCUGAGCAGGGAGCAGUUGACCUAUUUUCCUUGCUGUUUUUCAGCUCGUAGACCCGACUUUGGGGAAGGGCAUGGAAGACGAGCGUGAAACCAACGUCGCCGCCGCAGGGAUUAAGAAGAGCCAGGCCACUUUUGACGAUUAUGCACAGGCCUUAAGCAUUGAAAAGGGGCACUUGAACCCAGUGAGCCACCAACCGGACGAGGACAGCAGAGCGGCCACUUCCACUUUGACCAAUAUCGUGCCCCAGUAUAGCAAGCUCAACGAAGGUGCCUGGGCCGAGCACGAGAGCCUCCUCAAGAAAGAAGCCCAGGCUUGCCGUGAUAUGUACGUCCUCGUGGGAGCUGUGCCGGGGGAUGAGUAUAUCUCGGACCUCAGGGUCAAUAAGCCCAGCCACAUCUGGUCGGCAGCUUGCUGUGUGCUUGAUAACCAGCACAGAAAAUCCUGGGCUGCCCUUGCGAAAAACAGUGAGAAUGAAGUCAAGGAAUACAGCUUGGAGACCCUCCAGAAAAUCCUAGCUGAACUUUAUGGGAAGAAGAAAGUGGAUCUUUUCAAUGGUUCCUGUAACUAG
This is a messenger RNA of Podarcis lilfordi (Lilford's wall lizard), 2218 nucleotides long. The record is from the annotation of a GenBank genome assembly. Lineage: Eukaryota; Metazoa; Chordata; Lepidosauria; Squamata; Lacertidae.